GCACCCAGCGAAGAAGUAGAGUACCUUAUAAGUUUCUUGCUUGGUAUUUGGGCGGCCGCAGCCGAGAAAGGAACAUGGCGCUUGUAGGCAGCCGAGUGGAGCUGGAAGCUGAUGAGGAUAUCUUUGAAGAUGCCUUGGAAACCAUCUCUAUGUCUCCUCAACCAGAUAUGGCAACAAGUAGCUUUCACUUUGCAUCAUAUGAUACCAAACGGGCAUCCAGACAGCUUGGAACAUCAAGUUCGAGCAGUUCAUCAUCAACCAAAGUGGAUCUCAAGAGUGGCCUAGAAGAAUGUGCAGUGGCAUUGAAUUUAUUUCUAAGUAACAGAUUUACAGAUGCCUUAGAAUUGCUUCGUCCAGGGGCUAAGGAGAGUAUGUACCAUGCCUUGGGCUACAGUACCAUUGUGGUGUUGCAGGCUGUCAUGACCUUUGAGCAACAGGACAUCCAAAAAGGCAUUUCUGCCAUGAAGGACGCUUUACAAACCUGCCAAAAAUAUAGGAAAAAAUGCACAGUUGUAGAAUCUUUUUCAAGUCUUCUUUCUCGAGGAUCAUUGGAACAGCUGAGUGAAGAGGAGAUGCAUGCUGAAAUCUGUUAUGCUGAGUGUCUUCUACAGAAAGCAGCACUCACCUUUGUGCAGGAUGAAAAUAUGAUCAACUUCAUCAAAGGUGGACUCAAAAUUAGAACAAGUUACCAAAUAUAUAAAGAAUGUCUUUCUAUCCUGCAUGUAAUUCAGAAGAAUAAACUCGAGCAAGAAUUCUUCUAUGAGUUUGAAGGAGGUGUCAAGCUUGGAACAGGGGCCUUUAACUUGAUGCUGUCUCUUUUACCAGCAAGGAUUAUCCGAUUAUUAGAAUUUAUUGGAUUUUCUGGAAACAGGGAGUUGGGCCUCCUGCAGCUUCGGGAAGGUGCAUCGGGAAGAAGCAUGAGAUCUUCACUGUGCUGCCUAACCAUCCUGGCUUUCCACACUUAUAUCUCCCUCAUACUUGGUACAGGAGAAGUGAAUGUUGGGGAAGCAGAGAGUCUCCUUGCACCCUUCCUCCAGCAGUUUCCAAACGGCUCACUCAUGUUGUUUUAUCAUGCCCGAAUCGAGUUGCUGAAAGGGAAUAUUGAAGAGGCACAAGAGAUAUUUCGAAAAUGCAUUUCAGUUCAAGAAGAAUGGAAACAGUUUCACCAUCUCUGUUACUGGGAGCUAAUGUGGAUUUAUGUAUUCCAACAAAACUGGAUGCAGGCGUAUUACUAUUCAGAUCUGCUUUGCAAAGAGAGUAAAUGGUCCAAGGCAACAUAUGUAUUUUUGAAAGCUGCAAUUUUGAGUAUGCUUCCUGAGGAAGAUGUGGUGGCAACCAAUGAGAAUGUGGUAACUUUAUUCAGACAGGUAGAUGGCUUGAAGCAGAGAAUUGCUGGUAAAUCUCUCCCUACUGAGAAGUUUGCAGUGAGGAAGGCUCGGCGUUACUCCCCCUCCUUGCCUGACCCUGUAAAGCUCGUCCUGCCAGCCCUGGAAAUGAUGUAUGUCUGGAAUGGUUUUUCAAUAGUGGGUAAAAGAAAAGACAUUUCUGAAAAUCUCUUGGUAACCGUUGAAAUGGCUGAGGCAGCUUUACAAAAUCAAAACUUUAGCGACUACUCUGUAGAUGACGAGUGCUUAGUGCAGUUACUUAAAGGAUGCUGCCUCAAGAACCUGCAGCGGCCCAUGCAAGCCGAACUGUGUUUCAAUCAUGUUGUGGAAAGUGAAAAGCGGCUGAAGUAUGACCACUACUUAGUGCCAUUCACUCUGUUUGAGUUGGCAUUUUUAUAUAAAAGCCAAGGGGAAAUUGACAAGGCCAUAAAAUUCCUAGAAACUGCAAGAAACAACUACAAAGAUUACUCCUUGGAGUCCAGACUACAUUUCAGAAUUCAGGCAGCUCUUCACCUCUGGAAAAAACCCUCCUCGGAAUGAUCAGGACCCAGAUGAUGGAAUUCCCCCCAAAUAGCAUCGGCAUCUGCUGUAGAUUAGACCUUGUUUUAAAGUGAGAAAGUGAUCUUGUGAAUAAGAGAUGGAAAAUUUAUUUUACUGUCAAUAUUUUCUAUCAUCUGAAUGGUUUACUGUUGGUCUCCAUAAAAAUGUUUUUAUUUUUCUUCCUGUGGAAUAACA
Messenger RNA from Marmota flaviventris (yellow-bellied marmot), 2120 nucleotides. RefSeq names its product tetratricopeptide repeat domain 39B (gene Ttc39b). Lineage: Eukaryota; Metazoa; Chordata; Mammalia; Rodentia; Sciuridae. Gene Ontology annotation, molecular function: protein binding. The record is from RefSeq and is a predicted model, not a curated record. Gene Ontology annotation, biological process: regulation of cholesterol metabolic process; regulation of cholesterol efflux; negative regulation of cholesterol storage.